CUGACCUUUCCCGCACACCCCGGACCCUGCCUCCUGUCUUGGGGUUUAGGGGCUCGGAAGGGGAGUCCCGCCAGCACCGCCCCUUGAGGAGAAAUACAGGUCACUCACCAGGCCAGGAAUCAAACCUGAAUCAUUCAGGUGGCAGCCCAGGGCUAAGCGAGCAGGCGGUGAGGCCUUGGCAGGCAGAGGCUCUAAGCCAGAUCUCUGCCGUAGUAGCGCGUGGACCACCAGGCUGUGCUCCCACAGUUCUAUGUGUUUGGUGUUUUGUCUUGUGCCAGGUGACUUUCGUUACACUCCCACCAUGCUGCAGGAACCGGUGCUAAGGAACCAGAAACGAAUUGACGUCCUCUACUUGGACAACACAAACUGCGACCCCCUGGGCGACCUGCCCUCCCGCCAGCAGGCCACCCAACAGAUCAAAGAGCUGAUCAAGGCCCACCCAGAUCACGAGGUCAAGAUUGGGGUCUACAGCCUGGGCAAAGAGUCGCUCUUGGUGGACUUGGCCUUAGAGUUUCAGACCUGGAUUGUGGUGAGUCCCAAGAGACUGGAGCAGAUGAAAGUGCUGGGCCUGGUGGACGUCUUCACUGCUGAGGAGGGGGCUGGCUGGAUCCACGGUGUGGACAUCUCUGAAAUCUGCUGGGAAGCCAUGAUCAGCUGGAACCAGCAGCGCCCCACCAUUGCCAUUCUCCCCACCAGCCGCCCAGUGAAGAUCCCCCACCCCAGCGUUCACCUCGUGCCCUAUUCAGACCACUCCUCCUUUUCGGAGCUGCUGGAGUUUGUACAGUGGCUGAAGCCCUGCUCCAUAGUUCCAAUUGUCAAGAGAAACGUGUGCCUGCCGUACUUGGAGAAAUACCUGAGCUCCAACCACAAGGCGUCACCUGAGCCUGGGAUUCCAGAGUCUGGGCAGAAGUUCACACAGCUGAGAGAGAGCAGGGAGCAGCAAAGAGCCACCCAGCAGCCUGUGCCUACGAAGGACUCCUUUGCAUCCCCAGAGAAAUGUACGGACUGGCUGGAGCAUUUCGGGGAUGUGACGAUUGGCCAGCAGAGCUCCUCAGAGCAGCCUAGGGACCCCAACACCCGUGUGCAAGGUAUGUGUUGCAGGGGAGAGAGAAAGGGAAUCAAAGUGGAGUUAUGCCGGCUGCAUGGUGCCCAGAGGCAGCUUUUUUCAGCACAGCCCAAUACACAGACACCUGCCAGAACGCAGCCACUGCCACCCAAGGACACCGGUGCCCGGACGUCCCAAAGCAGCACAGAGGGCACAGCACGGUCACACACGAGUUCUUUAUUCUGGCAAACAGGAAAGAAACACGCCUCCCACGCCAGCCCAUGCCAGCCUCCCCUGCGGGACUGGGCCCCCUUAACACUGGCCUCUGUGCAGAAGAAGGCCGCUUUCCCCUCACACAAACAGAGUUUAACCUGCCUGCAGACUGAGGAAUUUCUUCCCCCAGGAGCAGCUGGUGACCGUGUCACCCUGGCCAGCUGGCCCCCUGUGGCCAGCAGUCAUGUUGCCUGUGGGCUUGCGGAGGAGUAUUUGAUUGCUCCAUUAAACACCCUAAAGCAAUACUCUGCGGAGAGCUUUGACCGGCAGAUCGAAAACUAUUUCAGGAGAGAGGAGGGGCCCUAACAGCAGCAAAGGUCCUGUUCUCCCAAGUGUUGUGUCAGUGUGUGCUGUCUGCCAGGGCUGCUCUGAGCCAGCCGACAGGAGAUGGCCCAGCUCGGGGCUUUACGCUGAAAGCUUCCCUUCCGUUGCCUGAGAGGAGAAUGGCAGAGUUUGCAGCAGCUCCUAGAUUCUCUUUUUGUUGGUUUGUUGUGCAUUCUAAAAUUGCAAGUUUGUUGUGUCAUUACUGGCCACAGUAUGAGGGUGACUCCCAAGUACUAUCUGUGACCUUGUCCUUGUCCUGGGGUGUCACCCUGGCACUCACGCAAACGCAGAUCCCAGGAGGACGCUGUUCGCUGCACCUUAUGGCAAAGGGGAUUGGAAUGGUUCCUGGGAGGUGAGCCGCAGGGGGCGUGAGCUGCCAGGGCUGACUCUGCAUUCAUGUUCCCAUGAAGAAGGAAGUUCAAGAGCCCCAUCCUCUCCCCCUUGCUGUUUGCAUUCCUAGCUGCUGACAGGGACUGGUGUGUGCUCAGCUAUCCUAGGGGCUUGGGAGGUUGUUUUAAAGAGACAGUGAAGUGAAGAGCUUUCAGGCCUCUCUGAAUCACUGUCAGGCUGUAUUUAGAGACACUAACAUCACAGACUUGUGGGAAGCUCUCCCGGGCGACACAGCUGCCGUCCCAUCCUGAUUGGGCCAGCUUGUGGUUGGAGCUGUAAAUGCUCUCUUGUGUCACGAACUGGGACAGGAGGAAUUCUGUGAAUUCCAAGGACUUGGGUCUCUGGUGCAGUUUGUUGCAUUGUUUGGAGUGUCUACGUUCAUUUGUGAACUGUUGUUUCUUCUCCCUCCAGCCCCUGAUCCUUGUGCCCCAUAUCAGUGAGUCAGACCAGAGCGACAGCCCCCGGCAGUGUGCAAACUCCAGGCACCUUCGCUGGGUUAAAACUCACGGAGUCUGUGGCUCUUUCAGUGCAGCCAGUGUUAGCCAUGCAGCCGGCCGAGAUGAGAACGUGCUCACUCUCUUGCUGGGUUAAGCUAGACUCUGAAGGAAGCGAUCGCCACCUUUCGGUUCUGCGGAGCUGGACAUAACCAGCUUCGCUCUCCUUGGGGUGGGAUUUAGGGACAGCUUAGCUCAGCUGACCCUCUGUGGGCAUUUCCUUUACUUGUACCUGCUUGGGCAGGUGGCACCUUUGUAGUUUACCUAGAUGAGUGUUUGACCUGCUGCUUUGUGCCUGUGCCAGCAGCGGGUGGGGUGCGGGGGAGGGGGCAGCCUUCAGGUUUUUAGGGAGCUACUCUUAGCCCAGUAGGGUUGAGGUCCCAGACAGGCUGUCCCCUGGCGAAAGGGCUUUGCUGCCACCCCCACAUUGACCCCCCGUACGAGUGCAGUGAGGGCUCUCAGCGGAAUGGCUGUCUGCCCAGAAAAUACCCUGCCGUGGGCACUGACACACCCACUGGAUGCCAGGGAAAGGUGUGUCCUUCAGAGCCACUGGGAGCCCUCCCAGGACCUCCUCUAAUUUUGUUGUCUGGUUGCUCCUGGCUGUACAGAAGGAGGCUGCAGCACUGGCCUUCCCUCCCUGGUGCCUGAGGAGCAUCUCGUGAAUCGCUGUGUCUGGGUUAAGAGUGUUAUUUAUACAAAACUCAAAUAAACCAAGCUGAAAAAAUCUGGCUCCUGUGCUGCUGUCGUGGAGCUGGUAUAAUCAAUCUGUCCCGUCCUGACUUCCUGUCGUUCUUGGGGAGGCACAAAGCUGCAAGCAGCCUGAGUACUGCUGGAUAAUCUCCGGUUGUUCAGCUAACCAAGCCCCGUGAUCCUCGUGGUGCCAGCUGAGCGUCAGCGUGGUGUUUCCAGGUGUGCGUGCUGCAGAACCCUGGCUACGCGGUGUUCUUUCAGACGGGGCUUGGCAGGAGCAUUAAAAACCAAGUAAGGUUUAUGACUAGUGCUGUGUCUGCCAGGGAGCUCAGAUGUCCAAGGAGGGACCUCACCAGGAUGGGUCUGAUCCCUCCCUUGCCAGCCGCCCGUAGGGGUGCGGCUCAGAGUCUGCGCUGGAGUCACUGGAGACUGCGACCCACGUCAGCCUGUGAUGUCUGCGAGCUGGAUUACGAGCACCGAACUCAGCCCACCCAGAGGCUGCCCAGAAAUUUCCUUGGGGCCUUGAGGGCUGCACCUAACCUGCACUAAAUGAGGCAGAUUGUAGCUCCAUGCAGGGUAUGGUCCCACCAUGUGGUACACACAGGCCCUUCCCAUCACAACUGGCUCCCCAUCUCUCUGGGCCGCAGGCCAUGCUAAGAUGGAAGGGGCUUGCUGUGAUCAGCCCUGUGACAGAGCAGGGCAACAAACAGUGGCAUAACUCUCCCAUGUGCCAUCCCGGAGGCACCCCCGCACGUCAGCCACGUUUGCAUGGGUUCUGCAGGCCUCACUGCAGUGGGGUUUGGAUGCGCACCUGGCUAGCGCUAGAUUAUGUGUGUUGGACCACAGGUGCGAGGCAUGUGGUGGUGGCUGAAUUCAGCCUUCAUCUAAAAACCAAAACUUGCUCUCAUGGUUCUGAAGAAAAACUUGAGCCCGUGACCCAUGGAGGCAGUGGGAUGACAUCUGCCCGAGCCUGCAGGCAGCCUCCUUCGGACGGAGGCUCAGCAGACACAACUCUAGAGCCAGGACAAUGCAGAUCAGGCCCUUCCUGCUCAGGCAGGACCCUCAGGUGAGAGAGGUUCAGGUGAAGCGCUGAGUUUGAUGGAAUCGGCUGCCCCUUGGUGGGGCUCACACUCCCAUACUCCCACGGCCUUGCAGCUCCACAGGUCAGUUUUGGGUGAUGGCUCCCAUGCACCAUCCCCUUGGGGCACCAGAAUGGGAGUUUGUGUUGACUGCCCGCCUUUCAGGACAGGCUUCGCUCAGCAGUGGAACAGGUAACAAUGACAUGUUUCAAUUGUCCGCCAGGCAGCUGCGUUCAUCCUGCCCCUGGAGCCGAGCAGGGUGGGUCACACGGCAGAGCUACUGUCUCAAGCUAAUCGAAGGCUCAAGCAGACCUUGAUGCACUGGCUACACCCAGGUACACGACAGGGUUACAAGAUUUUCUUCACAACUAUGAGGGCCAGAGAUUUUUUUUCUUUUAAAUGAAAACCGAUGGCACAGCUACACUACAAACUGCUGCAGGCACAAGUCACAUCAGCAUAAAGCCGCUGCAGAACGUGUGCUGCUUGUCUGCAUGCACGCUUGGCUCCUUGUGUCGGUGCCGCACGUGCUCACCAGGAGUCCUUGUGUCAAUACACGGUGAGUGCACCAUCGGUAGGUGUGUUUCUUUGCACCCAGUGUGCAUCUGGCCGCUAUCCAGUGCCCUGUCUUUUGGGGGUUUGACAAUGCAUGGUAGGGCUGAAAUGAGUCACGCACGGGUGACUGGGAGCAUGCAACUUUUUCCAUCCCAUAAUGUCGUCUAUAUCCCGGAAACACCAUGGUGACGCUCAGCUGGCGCCAAGCUGUGGGUGUCACUGUCCCCCGGCAUGGAGUGGUAGGGGCAGGGAUGCCACGUGGAAUAUUGGAGGAGGGGUGUGUAGAGAGGAGUCCCAUUUUCCAGGCUCCUGUUCUAACCGCUAGACAUGUCCCUGCUUUUCUGAGUAGCUGUGUAGUUCUCUUCUGCCAUUUGCUGUAAAUGACCAGUAUGGUUUGAACAAUCGCAAGGAUCCGGCCCUCAGGUUUACAGCCCUGGCUGUUAGUCCCCUGCAGUAAUAAAUAAACUAGACCGACCCCUGGGUUAAUGACUCAGCCAAGUGCUAUCGCUGUCUUACUCUUCAGAAAGUUAACCCACUUCUUUCCCCCACCCAAACCCAGUGACCGUCCUACAGGCUGAGUGUCUGCUCCCAGCGGCUGAACACAGUGAGAAGCUGCAGCGGAAACUCUGGGUUCUGCUACUGGAACAUAAAAGGUAUUUCCUGCCAUUUCAGUGGACAUCUUAAAUUACAUAGGAGCAGGGGGACCUAAAGCCUCUCCCACAGGUCUAAAGGGCAAUAAAAUUUUGCAGGAGAGUCUGAAUAAUGAUAGAAGUGAGGGAGAUCUCAGCCACAAGGCUGCCUGUGCGUGAGGCACAUUCAAGUGCUUCCCAGGGUGCCAGAUGUGUGUUUCUGCUUCUGUUGGACUCCAAGAUGCCUUUUUCUGUGCGACAGCUGCCGCUCUGGGGAGGGCCUGUCACCGUGCCUCCGUGGGUCACAACUGAGAAUACCAAAUUCAGGGCAAGCUGCUGGGAAAAAGGGCUAACACACCCCAAAACUCUUCCAUGAGAGGUACCAAACCAGCAACAAAAUAAACUUCUGUCUCACCACAUUGGCUAACAAGAAGUCACAAGUGCAGCCUCCUUAGGUAUUCCUGUCCUGGAUUCUACACCCAGACACCAGAUUUAAAGAUGAGUGGUUAUUUGAAACUAAUUUCAUCAAACAAAAGGGUUCUUCUGAUCCCAAAGGACCAGCCACAUACCCAGGUCAAUAUAUAACUCACAUCUUCUCCAAUAAGCAUGCUAUUGCCAAUUCUUUAGUCUUUAAAAUCUAAAGGUUUAUUUAUAAAAGAAAGAAAGAAAG
Molecule: messenger RNA, 6146 nt
Organism: Terrapene triunguis (Three-toed box turtle)
Lineage: Eukaryota; Metazoa; Chordata; Testudines; Emydidae
Gene: DCLRE1B
Product: DNA cross-link repair 1B
Exons: 2
Coding region: 251-1624 (457 amino acids)
Biological process (GO): protection from non-homologous end joining at telomere; double-strand break repair via nonhomologous end joining; interstrand cross-link repair
Molecular function (GO): damaged DNA binding; 5'-3' DNA exonuclease activity
Source: RefSeq, a predicted model, not a curated record